This is a messenger RNA of Periophthalmus magnuspinnatus, 3111 nucleotides long. RefSeq names its product periostin-like. The record is from RefSeq and is a predicted model, not a curated record. Gene Ontology annotation, biological process: cell adhesion; extracellular matrix organization. Gene Ontology annotation, molecular function: cell adhesion molecule binding. The transcript has 26 exons. Gene Ontology annotation, cellular component: extracellular matrix. NCBI's taxonomy places the organism in Eukaryota, Metazoa, Chordata, Actinopteri, Gobiiformes, Gobiidae. The coding region runs from base 127 to 2811 and encodes 894 amino acids.
GCAAGGACCUGUUGGUAUAAAGCCUCCCUCUCCUUCCUCUCUUAUUGUCUAUGUGUGUGUGAUUUGAGUGUAGGGCACAACUUUGAACAAGCCUAUUCUGGACUGUGUAUCUCUGGACAGGGCAGGAUGCAGCUGCUGCUCGGGGUCUCGAUGCUGGUGGUGGGCGCGCUCUGUUUUUUGGGAAAGGCGGACUCAUCGGCCUACGACAAGAUAGUGACACACAGCCGCAUCCGGGCCAGGAGUCAGGGGCCCAAUAUGUGCGCCCUGCAGCAAGUCCUAGGGACAAAGAAGAAGUACUUCAGCACGUGUCGAAACUGGUACAAAGGUUCCAUCUGUGGCAAGAAGGCGAUGGUUGUGUAUGAGUGCUGUCCUGGAUACAUGGAGCUGGAGGGCAUGAAGGGCUGUCCUGCAGUGGCUCCAAUUGACCAUGUCUACGGCACACUGGGUCUUGUAAGGGCAACAACCACUCAAAGGUACGCAGAUAUGUCCAAAGUGCGGGAGGAGCUCGAAGGAAAGGGUUCCUAUACUUUAUUUGCACCAAGCAAUGAUGCCUGGGAUGACUUGGAUGCAGCUCAAAGGUCUGCUUUGGAGGGUAAUGUGAACAUCGAGUUAUUGAACGCUCUCCACUACCACAUGGUGAAGCACCGCCUACUGACCAAACACCUGAAGGAUGGGCUCACAGUCAAAUCUAUGUACAAUGACCUGGGGCUCCUCAUCAACCACUAUCCGAACGGGGUUGUGACAGUGAACUGUGCCAGGAUCAUCCAUGGAAACCAGGUUUCCACAAACGGAGUGGUCCAUGUAAUCGACCGGGUCAUCAGCACUGUCAGCAGCAACAUUAAAGACGUCCUGGAUGUGACUGAUGAGCUCUCCUCCUUCAACGCUGUGGCUGUGGCCUCUGGUGUAAUAGACAAGCUGGACCAGCCUGGACAUUUCACAUUGUUUGCUCCGACUAAUGAUGCCUUUGACAAACUGCCCUCGGGAUACCUUGAACGCAUCAUGGAAGAUACUGACAUUAUUCAAGCCCUUGUGAACUACCACCUCCUGACCAGCGUACAAUGCUCUGAGGCAAUCAUGGCGGGAACACUGUACGAAACCGCAGAGGGGACAAGCAUUGAGAUCGGUUGUGAUGGAGACAGUCUAACCGUCAACGGCAUCAAGAUGGUCCUGAAGAAAGACAUCGUCACAACCAAUGGAGUUAUCCACCUCAUAGACCAAGUGCUCAUACCAAACUCAGCCAAAGAAGUGAUAGAGCUGACAGGGGAGUCGCAGAGCACAUUCACAGACAUGGUUUCUGAACUCGGCCUCGCUGCAGCUUUGGGGCCAAAAGCACAGUACACCCUGCUCGCACCGCAGAACUCUGCCUUUACAAAUGAGGUGAUGAGCACAGACCAGAAUGUGCUGAGACUCAUUUUGGAGAACCACAUCCUGAAGCUAAAGGUGACUCUGGGUGAGCUUUAUAAUGGACAGACUCUGGAGACACUGGCUGGAAAACUCCUCCGAGUAUUCAUCUACCGCACAGCUGUGUGCUUAGAAAAUGCCUGUAUGGUGCGUGGCAGUAAAGAGGGAAGCAACGGAGCACUGCAUGUUAUGAGAUCCAUCAUAAAUGUGCCAGAGAAAACCAUCUAUGAGAUUUUGAUCGCUGAUGGACGAUUCAGGAUCUUUUUGAACCUGAUGGAGACAGCAGGACUGACUGACCUACUGCGACAGGAGGGCUCCUACACCAUCUUUGCUCCUACAGACGAGGCAUUUAAGGACCUUUCCCCAGAAGACAUGGCACUGCUGAAAAGUGAUGUGAAUGCUUUGAGGACCAUUUUGUUGUACCACUUCAGUAACGGCAUCUUCAUCAAUGGAGGGCUUGAAGGAGGCGUCACCAAUCUGCUCAAGAGUCUGCAGGGAAACAACCUCCAUGUCAUGUCUGCAAAUAACUCCAUCCAUGUCAACUCUGUAAAAGUCCCUGACAGUGAUCUGAUGGCCACAAAUGGCGUAGUGCAUGUGGUGAAAAAUGUCUUGUAUCCCGGGGACCUCCCUGUGGGCCGUCAGGACCUCCUGGUUCUGCUGAGGAAGCUUAUCAACUACAUCACACUUAAGUUUGAAGCUGGAUUUUCAUACACAGAAAUUCCAUUAACUUUCAUCAAGAGGACGAUUACAACCACACACUAUAUUGAAACAGUGCCCAAUAUAACCAAGGUGAUUAGAGUAAUUGAAGGAGAACCAUCCAUAAAGAAGGUCACGCAGGUCAUCGGGGGUGAACCGACCAUCACCAAGGUAACACGUGUGAUCAAGACGGAACCAGUGGUCACGGAGGUUCGAGUCGAGGCGGAAGUCACAGAUCCAAUCACAGUUACCAGGGUGAUCGAAGGAGAGCCCACCAUCACCAAGGUUACAAGAGUUAUCGGGGGGGACUUAAAGAAAACUCUUACAGAGGAGAUCCAGAAGACUAUCUCAGAGGCCAGUGUUACCAAAGUCUCAGUGGAGAGUGAGCCAGUGGUCACCAAAGUCACCAGAGUCGUUGAAUCACAGCCCACCAUGACCAAAGUUACUAGAGUGAUUGAGGGGGCUGAUGCACAGAAGAUUGCAGAGCCCCGUGGAGACGGACGCGGCCUUGUCAUCGAGCCUUUUAUCAUUGAGGGACCAGACUUUUCUAAAAUCACCACAAUACACGGCAACCCAGAUUUGAUCGAGGAGGAGUCAGAACGAAUUACCAAAAUAAUUAAACAAGGAGGGAAGUAUGCUGCUGCCAGGAAGGCCCAAGCUGGAGCACGGAGGAGAGCGAGGCUGGUCAGGCGUCACCACAAACCAAGGGAGUGAAUCGGACUGAGACCAAACAGAGACUGAGCUCAUCGACUGUGCUCCUGGAUGAGCACUUCAACGUUAAAGUUUAUUUAGCUUAAUGUGUUCUCAAAGCAGGACUGUUCACUACUCCACCAGCUUACUGAAUGGGAUGUAGAGUGCUGUGCAGAGGUUUAUGAGUAGUUAAAAUAGCUGAAAGGGGCAUCAUAUAAAUUUUCUGAAAGGUCUGUUACCUGCUUGUCUCCACGGUUAUUGUUUGCCUGGAAUGUUCCAUUAAACAUAUCUGUCUCAGACCAAGUUACAGGUCAAAUCUGUGAA